AUGAGCACUCAAUACAGCUCAUCUCUGGUCGUCCGCGUAUCCGAAGGCAAAUCACCGAAAUUGGUUAGAGAACCAAUUCCUAUUCCGUCACCAGACCCUGGACAGGUGCUCGUUAAGGUGUCUCAUGUAGCUCAAAACCCAACAGAUGUUCAAUCUUUUGACAGCAAUACUUUCGGCGACGGAACCGUGCUGGGCUGUGAUUUUGUCGGGGAAGUGGUUCAAAUUGGCGCGGGAGUAACGCGACUAACUAAAGGCGACAUCGUAGCGGCAUUGAUCUGGGGAGGCGAGACCAAGGGACUUGGCGCAUACAGCGAGUACUGCUUGGCCGACCAGCGAAUUGCCUUUAAAGUGCCUAGAACUCUCUCUCGUGAAGAUGCUAGUACAGUUCCCCUCGCGGCAGCCACUGCGUGGCUCGCAUUAUUCUCCCCAGAUUGUCUCAGUCUCGACCGUGCCAAAGCACAGGGUACAAGUGUGCUGGUAUGGGGAGGUAGCACCAGUGUCGGUCUGUAUUCUAUUCAAAUCGCGUCUCUCUAUGGAUUCGAUGUGAUCACUACCUGCAGUCCACAUAAUGCAGAACUAGUGCGAUCAUAUGGUGCGAAAUAUGUUUUCGAUUAUAAGGAUGAGAAGGUGGCGGAGGAGAUUCGAAAAGCCGCCCCCAAAAUCUACCAUGUUUUUGACACUGUUGGAGAUCGAGGUUCAUCCCUGACGGCUUCACAAGUGUUCGGUGGUCAUCAAAGCAACAUCUGCACGGUGCGACCUGGCAAAGCAAAUACUGAGGAUGUCUCCGAGAAAGUCCAUAUUACAGACGUGCUGGUGUGGACGGCAUUUCUCAAGGAACAUAGAUAUGGAAAGUUCCAUUGGCCGGCAUCUGAAAAGGAUCACGAACUAGCGAGCGAACUGUUUGAAAAACUCGGUCCGUGGCUCGAGGAGGGCACGAUCAAGCCAAAUGUUACAAAGGUGCUUCCUGGAUUGGACGCUGUUUCUGAUGGUUUCCAGAGAUAUAGGGAUGGGAAAAUCUCAGCAUAUAAGAUUGUCUAUCAGAUAUGA
Aspergillus bombycis is the source of this 1047-nucleotide messenger RNA. RefSeq names its product zinc-binding alcohol dehydrogenase family protein. The record is from RefSeq and is a predicted model, not a curated record. The transcript has 4 exons. Gene Ontology annotation, molecular function: oxidoreductase activity, acting on NAD(P)H. Lineage: Eukaryota; Fungi; Ascomycota; Eurotiomycetes; Eurotiales; Aspergillaceae. The coding region runs from base 1 to 1047 and encodes 348 amino acids.